Messenger RNA from Magnolia sinica, 1842 nucleotides. Its product is annotated as probable trehalose-phosphate phosphatase C. Gene Ontology annotation, molecular function: trehalose-phosphatase activity. Gene Ontology annotation, biological process: trehalose biosynthetic process. The record is from RefSeq and is a predicted model, not a curated record. Lineage: Eukaryota; Viridiplantae; Streptophyta; Magnoliopsida; Magnoliales; Magnoliaceae. The transcript is spliced from 10 exons. Bases 174 to 1259 code for a protein of 361 amino acids.
CUUUCUCCCUCUUUUUCUCUCGGCUCUCUCUCUCUCUCUCUCUCUCUCUCUCUCUCUCUCUCUCUUUCGAGCUCCUUUUUCAACAUCGUGAAUACGAGGCGGGUUGAAUUGAUUCUUCUCCGAAUCGGUUUGUGGUUCGCCUUGCAUUCCGGCGAGGCUAGCUUCAUCUGGCAAUGGGCUUCCAGCGCCUGCGGGCCGAUCAGCAGAAGAUGGAAUCCAUCUCGAAAGCGAUGUGCAACGAGAGCGGAGAUUGGGUGGGCCUCUCCAAGUCAUUAAAUCCCCCUAACCUUGAGCUAACAAACGAAUGCGACGUUGCUACUCCUAUAGAUGACAAUGUGGAUUCCACCUAUGCUUCAUGGACGAUGAAACACCCAUCGGCGUUGACGAUGUUUGAUCGCAUGAUGAAUGAGGCGAAGGGCAAAAGGAUCGUCGUGUUUUUAGAUUACGACGGGACCCUCUCGCCGAUCGUGGCUGAUCCUGAUCAAGCUUUCAUGUCUGAUGCGAUGCGUUCAGCUGUACGUGCAGUUGCACGGUGUUUCCCAACGGCUAUCAUCAGCGGCAGGUGCCGCGACAAGGUGUACGAGUUUGUACAGUUAGACGACGUGUACUAUGCCGGAAGCCACGGGAUGGAUAUCAUGGGCCCACGUCAACCGCUAAAGAAUGGCGACGUCAAGUUUCAAACGAAAGCCGUGGAUAAAAAGGGGAGAGGAGAGGUUCCCUUCCAACCAGCACGCGAGUUCUUACCGAAGAUUAACGAGAUAUACAGAAUUUUGAAGGAGAAAACCACAGGAAUUAGUGGCGUCGUAGUAGAAGAUAACAAGUUCUGUCUGUCCGUCCAUUUUCGACAAGUCGACCAAGAGGAUUGGAGCACACUUGAAGAGGAAGUGAAGACAGUACUCAAAGACUACCCUGAAUUUUGCCUAAAAUGGGGUAGAAAGGUUAUGGAGAUACGCCCAUCUAUAAAAUGGGACAAAGGAAAUGCCCUGGAAUAUUUGCUGGAUACUCUAGGGUUUGGAAGCUCCACGGACGUUGCUCCUUUGUAUAUAGGAGAUGAUCUGACCGAUGAAGAUGCUUUCAAGGUACUUGAAAGUAGAGGACAAGGAUACCCUAUCAUAGUAUCCUCAAUCCCUAAGGACACCGUAGCUGCCUACUCCCUCAGGGACCCCUCCGAGGUCAUGUCAUUCCUUCUACGCCUUGCGAGAUGGAAGAGAAGCUCCUCUGGUAGCAGGCUCCUAUUAGCAGCCCAUUUGCCCGUGUAGAUAGAGGUAGGUCUGCAUAUAGAUUAAUAUAGAUGGAUGGAUACGUACAUUGGGAGUUGUUUGAUACUCUGUUAGCUUUUGGUGGUUCAUACACAUGCACGGAAAUUGCACACGUGAGCAUAUGCAACUCAACUUAAACCGUUCAAAUCAUGGGAUUUGCAGAUCCAUUGAAUGAUUUUGGGUAGUUUUUUGGUUUAUGGCGCAUCCGGAGUGUAGUGUUGCCUCAGUAUUUGGACGAUUUUGAUUGGGAUGUAUCUGUAGGCCACGGAUUCGGUUUCUGAGUGCAUGCAUAUGAACAGUCCUGUUCCGCCAGAGUAUCAAAUUUUCUCUUUGUACAUAGAAUUCCUAGAUAUUAGGGGAUGACAAAAGGGAGAGCCCUUCCGAGUUUUUUUUGGGGGUCUUGGCUCUCUCUUUGAACAACUUGCAAGUUUUUUUUUUUUUUUUUUAAUCAGUUUCCCGCAUAAUAUAUAGAUAUAGUUAGUUUUGAGUUUUAUCAUGGUAGAGAAAGGCCCACUUGUAAUUAAGGUUUUGAUCAUGGAUGAUGACUCUAUAUAGAUAAAUAUAUAUUAUUUAGAUUGUGGUA